AUGGUUACCAAAAUCAUAACCCAGCAUUUGCGACACCCAAAGAACACUCUAAUGGGCCGGGUGACACAGAGGCUAAUGGAACGGGAGAACCGGUUUCUGGAGCAGAACGCAGUGAAACUGUGUGAGAUACAAGCAGACAACACGGUUCUGGAGCACUGCCCCGUCCUGUUGAAGGUGGGCUUCGGGCCGGGGCUGGGUCUGCAGGAGGCGGUACAGUACCUGACCCAGCCCAGGGGGAAGCUGCUGGGUCUCGAUUACUCGGAGUACAUGCACAAAGUGGCCAGUGAGAGGCUGCGGGAUCACAUCGCCUCGGGGAAGGUGCGUCUCUUCCAGGGCAGGGUGGAGUCCAUCCCCCUGCCUGCCUGCUCCGUGGACAAGGUGUACCACUGCAACUGCCACCUGUACUGGCCUGACAUGAGAGUCGGGAGCGCAGAGCUGCUGCGAGUCAUGAGACCAGGUACACUGCUAAACCACCUGCCCGUACAACCCCGCAUUCUCAAAUAUUCUGCCCCGUGGAAUGGGGCACGAGCCCUGAUGGUGUCGACUCUAAACCUGGAUUACCUCCGAUGGAGUCUGUCUUUGGGGUUCCUGCAGGGGGCGAAUGUGGAGCCCGAGCCCUACCUGGAGGCUUUGCGGGCCGCGGGGUUCACCGAUGUCCGUCUGGAGGAGAAAUACCACGAGGGGAGGAAAUUCGAGGCCAUAUUCGCCACGGCUGAGAAACAGAGAGAGCAAUGUCUUGAAAUAAAGAGAUACGCUUAA
Messenger RNA from Polyodon spathula (Mississippi paddlefish), 759 nucleotides. RefSeq lists its product as uncharacterized. Gene Ontology annotation, cellular component: endoplasmic reticulum. Bases 1 to 759 code for a protein of 252 amino acids. Lineage: Eukaryota; Metazoa; Chordata; Actinopteri; Acipenseriformes; Polyodontidae. Gene Ontology annotation, biological process: sterol biosynthetic process. The record is from RefSeq and is a predicted model, not a curated record. Gene Ontology annotation, molecular function: sterol 24-C-methyltransferase activity. The transcript is spliced from 3 exons.